UUUUUAUUUUUUGGGUAAAACGGAUUGCCAUAACAAGGGUUGAAAAUGUUUCUAGUUGGUAUCACAGGGGGCAUUGCAAGCGGAAAAUCUACAACUGCCAAAAUCUUCAAAGAAAAUCAAGUUCCAGUUAUUGAUGCAGAUGUCUUUGCUCGCCUUAUUGUCCAACCUGGGCAGCAAGCUUGGAAGGAAAUUCAUGAUGCUUUUGGAAAUGAAGUUUUUCUUGAGGAUGGUCAGUUAAACAGAGAGGCACUGGGCAAAAUUAUUUUUUCUGAUAUCGAAAGAAGAAAGGUUCUAAACAAAAUAACUCACCCAAGAAUCCAGAGACUGAUGUUUUGGGCUGUUCUGAAAUAUUUCAAAAAUGGCCACAAAUUUGUUGUACUUGACAUACCACUUUUGUUUGAAACUGGAACAUUACUGCCAUUUCUUCAUAAGAUCAUAACAGUAUCUUGUGACGAAAAGAUUCAGCUGAAAAGAUUGAUGGAAAGGAAUGCUUAUGAUGAAGAAGAGGCCAAGCGAAGAAUUGCCUCACAGAUGCCCCUUUCCGAAAAAUGCCAUCAAUCACAUUUUGUGGUCGACAAUUCUGCGAGUACUGAUGAGACUAGAAAGCAAGUGGAAAAAAUUGUGUCUUACCUUCAGGCUUCUAAUCAUCACAUUCAAGUCCGAAUUUAUUUGGGAAUCUGCUUAACCAUAUUUUGUGGUCUGUGUGGCCUAUUUUCUUUCUUAGGGUACAAACUGUUCACCUACAAAUCAUAAUAUAUUGCAAAGGAAGUUAAAUUAAAACUCCAUAACAAUA
Molecule: messenger RNA, 793 nt
Organism: Daphnia carinata
Lineage: Eukaryota; Metazoa; Arthropoda; Branchiopoda; Diplostraca; Daphniidae
Gene: Dpck
Product: dephospho-CoA kinase-like
Exons: 5
Coding region: 46-753 (235 amino acids)
Biological process (GO): coenzyme A biosynthetic process
Molecular function (GO): dephospho-CoA kinase activity; ATP binding
Source: RefSeq, a predicted model, not a curated record